AUGUCCACCGCCGUGCCCCCCAGCUGCCAGGCCUUGCUGGAUGCUCAGGCACUGCCCGAGCUGCCCCAGCGCAACUGGGCCCUGAGCCAGGCCUGUGCCCCCUAUCAGCGCCUGAGUGCCCUGGGCAAGCCAGACGAGGGUGAGCGGGCAGUACCCAUCCGGCGCAUCUUGCCUCACCCCAAGUUUAACCCCAAGACGUUUCACGCGGACCUGGCGCUGCUGGAGCUCGCGGUGCCGCUGGCCCCAUCGCCCACGGUCAGCCCCGUGUGCCUGCCCAGCGGCCUCACGGAGCCCAACCCCGGCACCGCCUGCUACAUCGUGGGCUGGGGGUCCCUCUAUGAAGAGGGGCCAGCAGCCGAUGUGGUGAUGGAGGCGCAGGUGCCCCUGCUCAGCCAGGAGACAUGCCGGGGUGCCCUGGGCAGGGACCUGCUCACCAGCACCAUGACCAUGUUCUGUGCUGGGUACUUGUCUGGGGGCAUCGACUCCUGCCAGGGUGACUCGGGGGGCCCGCUGGCCUGCCAGGACCGUGUCGCUGCCUUCGCAGACUGGCUCAGCCUGCAGAUGGACUCUGCCCCCGGCAGCCGAGAACCGAGCUGCUUCGAGCUGCUGGCCCUGGCCCAGCUGCCCUCCGAGCAGCAGCCCCAUGAGCGUGCCCGCCUCUGCGCCUUCUAUGCUGCAUCCUGCCGGGCCCCGAAGGGCCGGGCCGCCUGUGCCCACCUGGCCGAGGAGACGUGCCAUGCCAGGAUGAGACGAUGUGAGCUGCACUCCUACGCCCAGACCUUGGUGGAUCUCCUGCGCCGGGCUGGGGACUUCAUCCGAAACCAGUUUGACUUCUCCUUCUUCACUCGUACUCUGCCCCAGCUCCUGGACAAGAUCUAUGGGCAUCUCUUCCCACCUCGUGUCCGCAGGGAUGCCCCAGGUCCAGCUGUGGCAAGGACCCAGCCCAGCUCCACGGCAGAGGGAUCCCGGAGACCACCUACCAGGAAGGGGGCUGGGUGGCCGCCCCCCUUCGCAGGGCUCUUCAGGGCUGUGGGACCCCGGCUGCAGGACUGGGUGGAGGCACUGAGGGCCAUGGUGGGGGGCAGCCCCCCGGCACCCACCCCGGAUGAGGGCCAGCUUCCCGGGGAGAUGUGGCUCUUCCUCCAGGUAUUAGGGGAGGGACGGGCUGGGGGGGACCCCUCACCAUGCAUCUGGCCAUGCCCAUGGGUGCCCCCUGGGUACCCCAUUGCCCACCCUGUCCUCCCUUCUCCUCAGCAGGGCGAGGAGAUGGUGGAGGAGCUGGUGAGACAGGGACGAGCCUUCCUCACCCAACUGCGGGCAGAGCUGGCCCUCAACACCCUCCCCGAAGCCACAGAGCCACAACGGGCACCUGGAGAGCUGGCAGGGACCCCCACGCCGAACCGGCCUGUACUGAGGGAGAAACGUGAACUGGUGCCCACAGAGCUGCUGGGGGUGGAGGAAGAGGAGGAGGAGGAGGCAGGCAUUGGCAGAGCCUGCCCCGGCCUCAACGAGUCGACAGCGCGAGUGGGCGCAGUGCGGGACCUGUACACAUGGGUGCUGCAGGUGCCUGAGACAGAGCUGGCCAUGACCUUCCAGGAGAUCCUGGUGGACUUGGGCUCCAAAAACGCCAAGGGGCUGUACCGGGCGCAGGUGCGGGCCAUGGUGGGGGGUCGGUCCACGGUGUUCACUGGCCUGGUGGGGCUGGAGAGCGACUCGCUGGCCCGCAGCAUGCCUGGCCUCGUUGCUCUGGCGCUCGAGGCGCUGAAAACCUAA
Molecule: messenger RNA, 1773 nt
Organism: Mesitornis unicolor (brown roatelo)
Lineage: Eukaryota; Metazoa; Chordata; Aves; Mesitornithiformes; Mesitornithidae
Gene: PRSS56
Product: protease, serine, 56
Biological process (GO): proteolysis
Molecular function (GO): serine-type endopeptidase activity
Source: RefSeq, a predicted model, not a curated record